AGCACUGCCCCCUCCUUCCUAAGUGUUUAGAUUUCACUUCUUCACAUUUCAUUUUCUUGUGGUGCAGGAACGUCUAAGGUGGAAUGUACGGCUAAGUUGAUGUUGACGUGAAUUUGAAAACAUGGAGGCAUCUGAUGACAAAGAAGAGGAAGUUCCCUGCUCUGAAAACAGUUUAUGCAAGGAACAAGAAGGCAAGAGGAAACAACAGAAAGAAGAACCCGGACCAACCUGUCUGUCCUUCAAGAGCAGCCACUCAAAAGAUGCCAUUAUUCGUUUUAAUCUUGACCAACCUUCAGAUGCAAAAAGACUUGACCAGAUCUCUGACGUUGGUCAACCUCCCCAUGAGCAUCAAAUGCAGCUGGGCUCCAUAUUUAUGGAACUGGAGAAAAAGAUUGUGAUGUUUGUGAAGGACGAGCUGAAGGAAAUCCAAAAGGUUUUGUGUUCAGAUUACCCAGAAUGUUCUGAGGGUCUGGAAGAGGAUGAGAGGGUGUCUGGAAAUAAGGAUGAAAAACAGAGCAGCAGCAGGAGCAGUAGAGAGGCAUUUUUAAAGAUCACUGUUGACUUCUUGAGAAUGAUGAAUCUGGAUGACCUUGCUGACCUUCUGCAGAGCAAGUCAUUCAUCACAUGUCAACAAACACUAAAGUCUAACCUGAAAAAGAAGCUCCAGUUUGUGUUUGAAGGAAUUGCUAAAUCAGGAAAUCAAAGCUUUCUAAAUCAGAUUUACACAGAGCUCUACAUCACAGAAGGAGACUCUGGAGAUGUCAAUAAGGAACAUGAGGUCAGACAGAUUGAAACAGUGACCUGGAAACCAGACAGACCAGAAACAACAAUUAGGCACGAAGACAUAUUUAAACCCUCACCUGAUAGAGAUGAACCAAUCAGAGCAGUGAUGACAAAGGGAGUGGCUGGCAUUGGGAAAACAGUCCUGACACAGAAGUUCACUCUGGACUGGGCAGAAGACCAAGCCAACCAGGACAUCCAGUUCACGUUUCCAUUCACGUUCAGAGAGCUGAAUCUGUUAAAAGACCAGCAAUUCAGCUUGGUGGAGCUUGUUCACCAUUUUUUUAGUGAAACCAGAGGAAUCUCCAGAUUUGAAGAGUUAAAGGUUGUGUUCAUCUUUGAUGGUUUGGAUGAGAGUCGACUUCCACUGGACUUCCACAACAAUGAGAUUCUGACAGAUGUAAGAAAGUCCACUUCAGUAGAUGUUCUUCUGACAAACCUCAUCAGCGGAAACCUGCUUCCCAAAGCUCACCUCUGGAUAACCACACGACCUGCAGCAGCCAGUCGGAUCCCUCCUGAGUUUGUUGGCAUGGUGACAGAGAUCAGAGGAUUCACCGACCCACAGAAAGAUGAGUACUUCAUCAAAAGAUUUAAAUAUAAGAAGCAGGCCAGAAUGGUAAUCUCCCAUAUAAAGAAAUCAAGAACCCUCCACAUCAUGUGCCACAUCCCAAUCUUCUGCUGGAUCACUGCUAAAGUUGUGGAAGACAUGUUGAACAAAAAUGAUGGAGAAGAGCUGCCAAAGACCCUGACUGAGAUGUACAUUCACUUCCUGGUGGUGCAGAACAAACUGAAGGGCAUCAAGUAUGAUGGAGGAGCUGAGACAGAUUCAGACUGGAGCGCAGAGAACCAGAAGAUGAUCAAGUCUCUGGGAAAACUGGCUUUUGAUCAGCUGAUGAAAAGAAACCUGAUCUUCUAUGAAUCAGACCUGGCAGAGUGUGGCAUUAAUAUCAGAGCAGCAUCAGUGUGCUCAGGAGUGUUCACACAGAUCUUCAGAGAAGAGAAAGGGCUGUACCAGGACAAGUUGUUCUGCUUUGUCCACCUGAGUGUUCAGGAGUUUCUGGCUGCUCUUCAUGUUCACCUGACCUUCAUUAAAUCAGGAAUCAAUCUGCUGGUAAAAGGUGAAAUGAAAUCCAAGGAAUUGGAAAAAAGAAGCCAUGAAUCUCCAGAGACAGACAUUUACAAGAGUGCUGUGGACAUGGCCCUAGAGAGUCCAGAUGGACACCUGGAUUUGUUCCUCCGCUUUCUACUUGGUCUUUCACUUAAUACCAAUAGGCAUCACUUAGGAGGUCUUGUAAAACAGACAGAAGAAAGUUUAGCAAUUAAUAAAGACACAGCCCAGUACAUCAAAGAGAAGAUAAAUAAUCAUCUGUGUUUUGAGAAAAGCAUCAAUCUGUUCCACUGCCUGAAUGAACUAAAUGAUCAGUCUCUGGUGGAGGAAAUCCAACAAUCUUUAAAUACAGGAGGUCUUUCAACACACCAGCUGUCUCCUGCUCAAUGGUCAGCUCUGCACUUCAUGCUACUUUCAUCAGAGAAAGAUCUGGAGAUAUUUGACAUGAAGAAAUACUCUGCUUCAGAGAAUGCUUUACUGGGGCUGCUGCCAAUGGUCAAAAUCAUUAGCAAAGUUAUACUGAGUGGGUGUAACCUCUCAGAGAGAAGCUGUGAAGCUCUGUCCUCAUUGCUCAGCUCAACAUCCUCUAGUCUCAGAGAUCUGGACCUGAGUAACAAUGACCUGACAGAUUCAGGAGUGAAGCUGCUGUGCAAUGGACUAAUGAGUCCUAACUGUGAACUCAAAAUUCUGAGGCUUUCCGGCUGCCUGAUCACAGACGAAGGCUGUGCUGCUCUGGCCUCAACUCUGACUGUGAACCCGUCUCACCUGAAGGAGCUGGACCUGAGUUUCAAUUAUCCUAGAGAGGCAGGAAUGGAGAGUCUAGCAGCUAUACUGAAGAAUCCAAGCUUCAGGCUGGAAUCUCUCAAACUCAGCGGAUGUAACCUUUCAGAGGGAAGCUGUGAAGCUCUGUCCUCAGUUCUCACCUGUCAGGAUUCUUGCCUGAAGGAGCUGGACCUGAGUAACAACAACCUGGGUGAUUCAGGAGUGAAGCUGCUCUGUGACGGACUGAAGAGUCCAAACUGUGAACUCAAAAUUCUGAGGGUUUCAGGAUGUUUGAUCACAGAGGAAGGUUUUGCUGCUCUGGCCUCUGCUCUGAUGCUGAAUCCCAGCCACCUGAGAGAGCUGGACCUGAGUUACAAUCAUCCAGGAGAGACAGGAGCUCAGCCUCUGUUAGCUGGACUGGAAGAUGCAAAAUGGAAGCUGAAGACUCUGAAGGUGGAUCCUGCUGGAGUCCAGUGGUUAACGCCAGGUCUGAGGAAAUAUCCCUGUCCUCUCACAGUCGACCCGAACACCAUAAACAAACACCUGAAAAUAUCUGAAGGCAACAGGAAGGUGACAUAUGUGGAAGAGGAGCAGCCAUACCCUGAUCAUCCAGACAGAUUUGAUCUCUAUCAGCUGCUGUGUACUGAUGGUCUGACUGGUUGCUUUUACUGGGAGGUGGAGUGGAGUGGGAGGGUCUAUGUAUCAUUGAGUUACAGGGGAAUCCAAAGAAAAGGACAGACUGAUGACUGCUGGUUUGGAUUUAAUAAUAACUCUUGGAGUCUCAUCUGCUCAGAUGAGGGUUAUGCUGUCUGGCACGAUUGUAACAAAGUUUUUAAGUGUUCAUCCUCUUCCUCCUCCAAAGUGGCUGUGUAUGUGGACUGUCCUGCUGGGACUCUGUCCUUCUACAGAGUUUCAGCAGAGACACUGAUCCACCUCCACACCUUCAACACCAAAUUCACUGAACCUCUUUAUCCUGGAUUUGGGUUCAGGAAUCGUUCAGGAGUGUGUUGGUGCUCAUUUUAGAGUCGUUCCAAGUUAGAGGGAGGAAACCUACUUUACACGUGUUUCAUCUAAGAUAUGUUUUUAGAUUAACAUAAUAUGUAAGUAAGUAAAAGUAUUUUCAUGGCACCUUAUACGAAUCACAAAGUGCUUCACAAUAAACUAAUACAACAGUUCAAGAACCAAUAAUGCAUGAAGAACAUGAGAAUCAAUAAAUAAGAAAUUUAUUGAUUAAAACAAAAGUCUUUUAAAAGAGAAAACAGUUUGAAGAAGGAAAGCUCCAGAGAAGAGUCAGUGAACUAAAAGCUCUGUCUUAUCUUUGUCUUCAUCUUAAUAUAGGGAAUCACUGAUCACAGGAGCUCAAGGAUUUUUUGUUAGGUGAUCUUGGGUGACUUAAAAAGUGCCUUCAAAUAAAAUGUAUUAUUAUUAUUAUGCACAAUGGGUGCAGAGGGCUUCACAAAUGACAUUAUCUGAUGUUUGUCUAUGAAGUUGGAAAAAGAUUCUUAAGUUGCACUUUAAAGUAAAUUAUAAGCCAACGUUGUUACAUAAAGACUGGAGUCACAUUUGAAAAAGUGAAGGAUUUUGUCAGAAACCAGGCAGCAGAAUUUUAAAUAAUCGUUCUAAUGAGGUUUUGCUAAGAUCCACAGAGUUCAUUCACUGAUUAAACAAAAACAUGAAUAUUUAUUUCCAUUUCAAGAUGUGAGACAAUAGAAAUUAGUUCAGCAGAUGCAUCCAAAGUAAAACCAGAAUCAAUGUUUUUGCCAAUGUUCUUACCAGACCUCCGGAUUCUCCACGUGUCCUCUUAAUCCUUGACAUGUUUUUUCCUUAUGUACACUUUUCUUUACCUAUUUGUGUGAAAACCGGUUAAGAAGUAGUUUUUCUCAGCUGCUGUUGCCUCGCUGAAGACAAUAUAAUGUCUACCUGCAUUGUUUAUGUUUGUUUGAAUCGCACCAUAAUCUAAUCUUACUGUAAUUAAACUAACAAGUUAGCGACAUGAAGGGAGUAAAAGUACUUGACAAUAUUUUUCAGUACUGAUAUAUUAUAAAUGGAACACAAAUGUUGUAACACUGUGUGAAAUUUAGCUUUUUAAGGCAUUUUAUUAAUAUCUACAUUGCAUUAUUUAUCUACACUCUAUUACAGUUUGUAUAGUGCAGGUUUGGGUCUCCCAUUUUUGUCUUCCAGUUUUAAAAUCACUUUUUUGUUAAGUUUUAAUCGAGAAAAAAAACAUUUUACUUACUCUGGUAAGAGGUAAAUAAAGAAUCUCUUUUAAUUUAUGAAAUGAACUGGCCACAACAUGAACACUUGAAAAGAUUUCAUGUUGAUGUUUACAGAUUUUUAAAUAAGGCAUUCUCUAUAUUUGACAAUAAAAUAUGUU
Molecule: messenger RNA, 5024 nt
Organism: Xiphophorus maculatus (southern platyfish)
Lineage: Eukaryota; Metazoa; Chordata; Actinopteri; Cyprinodontiformes; Poeciliidae
Product: NACHT, LRR and PYD domains-containing protein 5-like
Exons: 12
Coding region: 122-3673 (1183 amino acids)
Molecular function (GO): protein binding
Source: RefSeq, a predicted model, not a curated record